This is a messenger RNA of Brettanomyces bruxellensis, 1494 nucleotides long. RefSeq lists its product as uncharacterized. The transcript has a single exon. Gene Ontology annotation, biological process: rRNA processing; positive regulation of transcription by RNA polymerase I. The coding region runs from base 1 to 1494 and encodes 497 amino acids. Gene Ontology annotation, molecular function: protein binding. The record is from RefSeq and is a predicted model, not a curated record. Gene Ontology annotation, cellular component: nucleolus. NCBI's taxonomy places the organism in Eukaryota, Fungi, Ascomycota, Pichiomycetes, Pichiales, Pichiaceae.
AUGUCAGCGGCCAGAGAGAGAAUCCAGCCGGUUCGAACAGAAACACUUCCGGCCAAAACUACACCAGAACAAAGGUACUGGAGAGGGUUUACAAAUUCACAACUUGUUAAAGAGCACAAUGCCGUCACUCAUAUAGCAUUUGAUCCAAACAGACCACACAACUUCGCCGUGACCUCAUCAACAAGGAUUCAGGUGUUUUCUUCAAAGACAAGAAAAGUGGUGAAGAAUUUCACGAGAUUUAAAGACACAGUUUACAGCGGAGAGUUUAGACAUGAUGGAAAACUUUUGGUGGCAGGUGAUGCCAGUGGUUUAGUCCAAAUAUUCGACGCACAGCAUCCCAGAUCACUUCUUGUGACUCUGCAGCCAUCUACACACCCUACACAUGUGACAAAGUUCCAUCCUUCAAUAACAACACAACUUCUUACAUGCUCUGAUGACCGUGUGGCUCGUCUUUACGAUAUUUCAUCCACAGAAGAGCCAUUGAUGAGCUUUGGCGAACAUCAGGAUUAUGUGAGGUCAGGAAUAUUCAUCCCUGGAUCGAAUUUGGUGGCCACCGGAUGCUAUGAUAAUGUGGUGAGGCUUUUCGAUUGCCGAAGCGGAAAUACAAGCCCAGUUCUCACGAUGAAUCAGGAAGCACCUGUGGAAGAUCUUUUAUGUCUUAACUCAACUACGCUUUUAUCGUGUGGAGAAUCGGGAAUAAAAUGCUGGAAUUUGGCAGCCGGAAGAUGCUAUAGGACGAUGAACAACUUCACAAAGACUGUUACAUGCUUGUAUGAUGCGGGUGAAAGGGGAAUUUUGGCGGGAUCCAUGGAUGGACACGUUAAAGUUUUCGAUACAGCGAGCGAGAACUGGGACGUGAAGUUCGGCUGGAAGUUUGGAUCGGGUGUUUUGAGCUGUGGCAUUUCACCAAACCAGAAACAUUUGGUGGUUGGCCUCAACUCCGGGCUUCUCACAAUUAGAACGAGAAAGACGGAGCCAAGAGUUAAGCAGGGAGUCAAGCAACAGAAAAGUCACGCAUUUGCAAGAAUGAUCAGAGGAGCUGAGUAUCGGGGUGAGUCAGAAUAUCAUAUUCUUGAUGACAGUGUGAAGAACAACAACCGAAAACUCAAGCAGUUUGAGAGAGACCUUAAUGCAUUCAAAUGGAGUGAUGCGCUUGAUCACUCGCUAUUACCAGCACUCUCAAAAGAGUUGACUGUCACGUGCAUGGAGGAGUUAAGGAAAAGAGGUAAAAUUAGAGUUGCUCUUUCGGGAAGAGAUGCCUCCACCCUUGAGCCGUUACUUACUUGGUGUCUUAAAACGAUAGAUGACCCAAGAGACGUUCAUCUAAUUGCAGACUACUUGUCGUGCGUUAUGGAUAUGUACACAGAUCUUAUAGAGAGACAACCUGUGCUAGAGGAUCUCGUUUCUAGCAUUGAAGAGAAGGUUGACUUGGAGAUACAGAGAUGCAAGGAGGCACGCAGGAUAAUGGGAAUGUUGGAGCUUCUUAGUGUAUGA